AUGGCUACCCUUUUCAGAUUCUCACUUCGUCUACUUCCGGUUUCCGCCGCCGUGACAUGUCGCUCCUUUCGGUUCCCGCCCAAUUCCUCACACAGCUUGUUGAACCGGAAGCUCUACAAUUCGUCUUCUUCUCCUUCCUCACUGACGACGAAAGCGGGUUGGCUAUUGGGUCUCGGGGACAAGAAGAAGAAAUCGGGUUUACCGGAGAUAGUGGCAGCUGGAGAUCCGGUUCUUCACGAGAAGGCCCGAGAGGUUGACCCGGAAGAAAUCGGGUCAGAGCGUAUUCAGAAGAUAAUUGAUGAUAUGAUUAAAGUUAUGAGAUUGGCUCCUGGAGUUGGCCUCGCUGCUCCUCAAAUCGGUGUCCCCUUAAGGAUUAUUGUUUUGGAAGAUACAAAAGAGUAUAUAAGUUACGCACCAAAGGAUGAGAUUCUUGCUCAAGAAAGACGUUCCUUCGAUCUCAUAGUGAUGGUGAAUCCAGAGCUGAAGGAGAGAAGCAACAAGAAAGCUCUCUUCUUUGAAGGAUGUCUGAGUGUGGAUGGAUUCAGAGCUUUGGUGGAGAGAUACCUUGAAGUGGUAGUGACGGGAUACGACCGUCAAGGGAAGAGGAUCGAAGUGAAUGCUUCAGGUUGGCAAGCGAGGAUUUUGCAGCAUGAGUGCGAUCAUUUGGAUGGUAAUCUUUAUGUUGAUAAGAUGGUGCCACGCACUUUUAGGACAGUCGACAACUUGGACUUGCCUCUAGCUGAUGGCUGUCCUAAGCUCGGGCGUCAAUGA
Molecule: messenger RNA, 771 nt
Organism: Microthlaspi erraticum
Lineage: Eukaryota; Viridiplantae; Streptophyta; Magnoliopsida; Brassicales; Brassicaceae
Source: the annotation of a GenBank genome assembly